Microsporum canis CBS 113480 is the source of this 618-nucleotide messenger RNA. RefSeq lists its product as uncharacterized. The coding region runs from base 1 to 618 and encodes 205 amino acids. The transcript is spliced from 4 exons. Lineage: Eukaryota; Fungi; Ascomycota; Eurotiomycetes; Onygenales; Arthrodermataceae. The record is from RefSeq and is a predicted model, not a curated record.
AUGGACAACUUGACUCCUGGUGAACAACGUACUUUCAUGCUGGGCCUCCUCUGUGCCACAGAUGGCCUGACCAAUAUCAAGGUCGACUAUGACAAGUUGGCGGAGAAGGCUGGCCUCAAGAAUGCUGCUAGCGCAUCCGUUCUUUUCAACAAGUCAAGACGUAAGAUCUUACUUGCCUUGACUGAAAAUGCUGGAGGUAUUGCUACGAGCGGCACUCCCAAGAAGGCUGCAACCGCGGACAAGGUCACCAAAACUCGUAAAUCUGCAAAGGGAAAAGGCGCUACCAAUGAAGCGCACAUCGAGGAGUUUAAUGACAAUGCCGAUGACGAUGUCAAUAUCAAUCCCGGGAAAACUACCAAGGCCAAACGUGGAAAAGGGAAAGCCGGGGUUAAAGUGAAAACUGACCCUAAUGGAAUGGUGCCUAUCAAACAAGAAGCAUUUAUCAAGCAGGAGCUGUUUAACGAUGAAUUUGCCAAAGGUAUUAUUGACGGAACAUCCUAUCCCUGCGCAGGUAUAACACUAAACAAUCUCUGGGCAGCAGGUGCUUUCUCCACCGGAAAUGGGACCACUGCAUCUGGAAGCCCUUUGGACCCUGAGCUCGAUAAUGAGAGCGUCUAG